This is a messenger RNA of Rhipicephalus microplus (southern cattle tick), 1665 nucleotides long. RefSeq names its product pyruvate dehydrogenase E1 component subunit alpha, mitochondrial-like. The record is from RefSeq and is a predicted model, not a curated record. Lineage: Eukaryota; Metazoa; Arthropoda; Arachnida; Ixodida; Ixodidae. Gene Ontology annotation, cellular component: intracellular membrane-bounded organelle. Gene Ontology annotation, molecular function: pyruvate dehydrogenase (acetyl-transferring) activity. Gene Ontology annotation, biological process: pyruvate decarboxylation to acetyl-CoA.
ACGGGGUUUUGUCGCAGCAGCCGAAAGCGCCGAAGUCCGAAGCGACCCUAGUCAUUCUCGUUUUUAUCGGCGCACUGCUGGAGCUUCGGCGAUUGGUAAAUUUUGUAGUGAGGUGAUGCCUGUGUGUUGAAAGUGCUACCCAUACUUCAGGAACCAUGCACUCUUCAGUGGGAAGAAUCGUCUCCGAUGUCUUCAGUGGGCACAAGAGGUGCAUCUUCGCGGUUAUUAGCAAGCGAAAUGCCUCCGAAGCUACCUUCCAAACCAAGCCAUACAAGCUCCACAAGUUGGACAAGGGACCAUCGACCGACGUUACCUGCACAAGAGAGGAUGGACUGAAGUUUUACAGGCAGAUGUUUGCGAUUCGUCGUUUGGAAGCGGCGGCAAACAGCUUGUACAAAUCUAAAAUCAUCAGGGGUUUCUGCCACCUGUAUUCUGGUCAGGAAGCCUGUGCAGUGGGCAUGGAGGCAGUCCUCGAGAAGGGUGACAGUGUCAUAACAGCGUACCGCGCUCACGGCUGGGCUUACCUGCGAGGCGUGAGCACACCCGGGGUUCUCUGCGAACUAACUGGACGAGAGCCAGGCUGCUCACGAGGCAAAGGAGGCUCCAUGCAUCUUUACUGUCCCGACUUCUUUGGAGGGAACGGUAUUGUUGGCGCGCAGGUCCCACUGGGAGCCGGCGUUGCUCUGGCCCACCAGUACCUUGGCACGGACAGGGUCUGCCUUACGCUGUACGGUGAUGGUGCAGCCAACCAAGGCCAAGUGUUCGAGGCCUACAACAUGGCUAAGCUAUGGAACCUGCCCUGCAUUUUCGUCUGUGAGAACAAUGGCUUUGCCAUGGGAACGAGUGUAAACAGAGGUGCUGCCUCUACAGACUACUACACUCGUGGAGACUACAUCCCGGGUCUUUGGGUGGACGGCAUGGACGUGCUGGCCGUGAGGGAGGCUACUCGGUUUGCCGUGGACAUGUGCCGCAAGGGCAAAGGACCCUUGGUCAUGGAGGUGGAAACUUACCGGUACUACGGUCACAGCAUGAGUGAUCCUGGGACAAGCUAUCGUACGCGAGAGGAAGUACAAGAAGUGAGGCAAACGAGGGACCCCAUCACUCACUUCAAGGACAAGCUCAUCAGUGCGCAGUUGGCUACAAGUGAUGAGAUAAAGCAACUAGAGUCCGAGGUGAAAGCCGAAGUGGAGGCUGCCACAGAAAUGUCAAAGACGAGCCGGGAAGUUCCGCUCGAGGAACUGUACGCCGACAUCUACGUCAAUCCACUGGUCGCGAAGAUUCGUGGAACCACCCCGUUCACGGAACACAAGCACAUGCGGAUUACGCAGCCAUUCAACCUCAAGUGACGCUGCUGCAAGUAGUGACGAUUCUCUAGGGUUUAUUAUUUAUUGCCCCGGCAUUUUCUUUAAUCCCCUGCCACACUCACUCUCCACUUUCUAAAAGUUUACUUUCGUCUUAGUCUUUUUUUAUACAAAUUUGUGCAUUUUGUACUUUAAUGUUUAUUCCUCUUUUUUUGUUGCUCACUUGAAGCCAACGCUUCUCAAGCAGUCCCUUAAAAACAAUGCAUCUGUGGGGAAGACUUUUCACUUAGCUAUUUUGCCAGUCGAAAACAUAAUAGGUGCAGGCAUUGGUGUGAAAAUAAACAGGCUACCCCCUUAUACUGUU